AUGCCGUCCUCUGCCAUAUCGUUGCUGACCAGGUCAGUCACACCACCUGAUAGCACAGACUCUACAGUGGUCGGGAUCGUCUCAAGCCCUGAAACUGAGAGUUUCCCGCGGCAGAGGGUCGAGUUCCUCAACGGCUCAGCGCCGGCCCAACUGCAGCGCUAUCCACAAACAACGGGGCCCUGGACGGGUUACCCGCUUCGGCAAAAUGAUCCUAUGUUGAUAGACACGCCCAGCCCUUCUUCCAAUGGCUCGGCGUUAUCCCCAUCAUCUUCCAAUGCCGAGCGGAGCAGCCGUCGUUUGGGGCCCCUUUCCAUUGAAGGGCGUAGAAAUGCUAACCAGGUCCGUGACAUCGGAGCUUGCCUUCGUUGCUCUUGUAUGAAAGAAAAAUGCGACAGAAACCUGCCUUGCGGCAACUGUCACGACAAGAAGGGCCGGAAAUGGAAGCUCGGCUGUGUGCGAGAGACUCUUGAGUACCGUGGCAAGCACUUGUUUCCUCCUCCUAUCGCAAAUCGAUAUAAUAUCGACCAUACAAACCGAUACGUUGACAGUAGCGGCUUCUUCUACUUGAAUAAGGACGCUUUCCAGCUCAAACUCAGCAUGGGUUUGGGCGGGCCUCCGUUCGAGGUGACAGUCAAAGAAAUGGAGCCAGUCGAGCAUCAGAGGCUACUACGCUCAUUUCAAGCUGAUACCAAAGACGAAGAUCUCAAAGUAUCGUCUUUCUGGGAUCCGCCAAUCGUUCUUUACUUGACCAACAAAGACCAAGCUGUCGACGACUUGCGCAGCCAGCUUCAUCGAUCCAUGCAUGCCAUUUUCAACGAGCGGCAUGAAAAUGGGUACCACUGGCCGUGGAAGAACUUUGAUUUUCAACGGAUGGACUGGGUGAGUGAGAUCGUGGAGAAAAUCCACGACUUUGGCCAACACGCCAGUCAGAUGUCAUUCUACUCGUCGCUCCGCAAAGCCCAAGGGCUAUUGUACUUCAACUAUAUCCUGGACCAUCCACUACUCGUCCUAGAAGAGGAGCGAGAGAAGCUCUUUGCGCAUUUGGAGCCUCAGGAAGGCGUGGAGCACAAGUAUGUCAGCCCUGAGACGAUUCAGCGGUUCAUUAAAGCGAUUGCGUACCCUUUCCUUACCAACUGGUCGACCGCCAUCUUGAAAGAGCUCCACGAACUCCUUCUCUCAAUGGCCAAAGCCAAAGAAAUCUCCUCAGCUAAGAACGACCUUGCUUUUUGUCUCUCAUUCAUGAUGCUGGUCUUUAUCGGGCAAACGCAAGCGCGGUUGGUCCUGCUGGCGCAAAUGUCCGAGGAAGAGAAAGGCAUCAACAUGACGCAGUCAGAAGCCCAAGAAUAUAUCGAGGCUCUUGAAGAGCAGCUGGGCACCUACAUCAUUCACUUCCAUGAAUUCGCAAUGAAGAAACGACGGAAACCGCAGGCGCCGUCGGGUGACCCACGCAAGCCGGAGGAACAGUAUGCAGCGCAAUACGGCUUGAUGGGCAAGAUCGCCGAGAUCACGCAGAAGUUCCGUGCGUAUUACUCCUUGUCCUACCCAUAUCAUCAGGCGAGUUUCGCCAGGCAAAACACCACGAAAAUCCCACGCAAAACCAAGAAUCGUACUACAAAACUUGUUAAGGAUGAGACUGAGACUUUGUGGCCCGCAGACGACUGGAAACCGACGACGUUUGACCUCGGCGAGCUCGACUACGCGGAGUUUGAAAAAGAGAACAUCCAUCGCUUAUGCUGGAAGUUUGUCGAUGCAAUCAUCGUGUGGAGUGAAUGA
Molecule: messenger RNA, 1773 nt
Organism: Cyphellophora europaea CBS 101466
Lineage: Eukaryota; Fungi; Ascomycota; Eurotiomycetes; Chaetothyriales; Cyphellophoraceae
Exons: 1
Coding region: 1-1773 (590 amino acids)
Biological process (GO): regulation of DNA-templated transcription
Molecular function (GO): zinc ion binding; DNA-binding transcription factor activity, RNA polymerase II-specific
Source: RefSeq, a predicted model, not a curated record